This is a messenger RNA of Amaranthus tricolor (Joseph's coat), 2781 nucleotides long. Its product is annotated as multisubstrate pseudouridine synthase 7. Gene Ontology annotation, biological process: pseudouridine synthesis. The record is from RefSeq and is a predicted model, not a curated record. NCBI's taxonomy places the organism in Eukaryota, Viridiplantae, Streptophyta, Magnoliopsida, Caryophyllales, Amaranthaceae. Bases 50 to 2296 code for a protein of 748 amino acids. Gene Ontology annotation, cellular component: nucleus. Gene Ontology annotation, molecular function: pseudouridine synthase activity; RNA binding. The transcript is spliced from 21 exons.
UUUUGUUCCCUCCCAAAAGACCGGCUGACGAGUCCUAACCCUAACCCUUAUGUUGCGAAGACGAACACUGACAUUUGUUUGCUCUAAAUUCCUUAAACCCUCUCUUUCCCAUUAUUUCCCGGUGACUACGUCUACUAAAGCAACUAUGAGUGCUUCUGCAAUCAUAUCACAAGACGCCAUUGAUAAAGCUGAAUCCAAGAAUAUAGACGAAUCCGAUGUCGGGAUUCUCUGCUACAUUUCUCAGGUCCCUGGUUUUCGCGGCAUUCUUAAACAAAGGUAUUCGGAUUUUAUCGUCAAUGAAGUUGAUUUAAAUGGAAAUGUUGUGCAUUUAACCUCAUUGGAUGUUCCUCCUGAGUUGAUUGAAAAGAAAGAGAUGGCGGUUGAGCAAUUGGAUAAAACUUUCACUGAAGAAAUUGAAUCAUUUCGAUCACUAGUAGGUGAUACUGAUGCUGAUUGUCUGAAAGAAUUGAUCCAAAAAGUACAAUGUGGUGCUGAUCCGGAUAUUUCUCCAUUAGUUCUAUCUCCAAGUUCUGACAAAGCUCAUCGCACGGCGGUGCACAAUUUUUUUAAGGAAAAAUUGAGAUUUCUUGUCACGGACACAAUAGAUGGUCCUCAAGAUUCAUCAAAAUGCAUUCGUGUGUGGCCUAAAUCGGCUGGGAAUCAAAAGGGAAGAAGUUGCCGGAAGAGGAAAGAUAGGUUUGAUAAGCCAUUUGACAAAAGAGGUUCACAUGAUUGGGGAGACCAUCCUGGAAAGUUCCUCAGGUUUCAUCUAUACAAGGAGAACAAGGAUACUCAAGAGGCCCUGAGAUUGAUUGGCCAGAUGCUUGGAGUCCAGCCUAGAUCAUUUGGAUUUGCUGGAACAAAGGAUAAGCGUGCUGUGUCUACUCAACAGGUAACAAUUUUCAAGCAGCGUGCUGGUAGACUGGCUUCCCUCAAUGCAAAUUUGAUUGGUAUAAGAGUAGGUGAUUUCUGCUAUGUCAAAGAAGGGCUUCAACUAGGGCAGCUUUUUGGCAAUAGAUUCACAAUAACAUUGAGAGGCGUUUCAUCCGAGUCUGAAGACACUAUUAGAGCAUCUGCAGAUGCACUAGGGAAGUGUGGCUUUGUCAACUAUUUUGGUUUACAGAGAUUUGGAAGUGGCGCAGUGCCAACUCACUUUAUUGGAGCAGCUUUGCUUCGUGGAGAGUGGAAAGUUGCAGUCGAUAUGAUUCUCGAUCCAAGGGAGGGUGAAAGGGAAGAUGUAAGAAAGAUUCGGAAAGACUACAAGGAAAGCAAUGAUGUUGACCGGGCACUGAGGCAAUUGCCACGUCAUAUGGUUGCUGAGAGGGCUGUUCUGGCAUGUUUACAAAAAUGUCCUGGAAAUUACGUGCAGGCGUUGAAGGCUAUCCCUAGAACUAUGAGAAUGAUGUAUGUACACAGUUACCAAAGCUACCUGUGGAACCAUGCGGCGAGCAUUAGAGUACAGAAAUAUGGAGCACAAGGUCUUGUAGUUGGAGAUCUUGUACAUUCUAAAGAAGAUUCCGGCGAGAUCAUUUCCCUCCACACUGAAUAUGAGGAUUUUGUAUCUAAUGAGGCAGAUAAUAGUACCAAUCUGGAAGACAUGGAAGUUGAUGUCCUCGAUCAAAAGACUUUUUCAGUCAAAGCUGUUGAUGAGGAAGAUUUACUCAGACAGAAGUAUACAAUUGAUGAUGUUGUCCUUCCAUUGCCCGGUUCAAAGGCAUUUUAUCCAGCGAAUGAUGUUGCUCAUGUCUAUCAUGAGGUGGCUAGGAAGGAUAAUAUCAGCUUGACAGAGAGUGUGCACAGUGUCAAGGAAUUUUCAAUAACUAGUAUGAGUGGUGCUUAUAGACGUGUUUUCCAGAAACCAAUUGAUUUUGAAUGGCAAAUACUGAAGUACAAGAAUGCUAAUUUGCCUUUGGCAGAUACAGAUUUGGAUAUUCUUACAAAGUCCAAAUCUGGGGAUACGAUUCUAGUGGAAAAAGGCAAUGACAGCACGCUCUACUCAGCGAAUUUGACUAAUGCAUCCAACAUAUGUAAAGAUGGAAAACCUGUUGACACUGAGACAGAUUGUGCAAAUGAGAUCUCCGAUUCAGGGUCAGAUAUUCUUACAAAUUCUAAAUCUGGGGAUAGGAUUCAAGUGGAAAAAGGCAAUGAUAGAUCGCUCGAUUCAGAGGCCCAACUGACAGCUCUCAAGCUCCGUUUUACCCUCCCAUCAUCUUGCUAUGCGACGAUGGCUAUAAGGGAACUUGUCAAAACAUCAACAUCUGUUGCAUUUCACAAAACGUUGAAUAACCAAGUUUAGGUCCGUAUGCAAUAUACUCAAAUGGGAUAUGUCCAGCCUUACAGGGUAGGCUGAGGAAAAGGGAAAACCUGGUAACAAUCGAACCCAAAUGCUUGUCUAGGGAAAGCAAUGUUUAUUCCAAUUGAGACAAGACCUGACCCUUCGGAAAAUCAUCUACAGUUUGAUUUGAUGUAUGCAAUUCACAAUUGAAGAAUGACAACAGUAAAUAAGUUAUAGUCUUGUACCUGUUCAGUAUUGUUUACAUUGUAUUUGAUUUUGCAGAACACGGACCGAGAUUUGGCAGUUUUUAUAACCAUCCUUGCAAACUUGCUAAGGGAUGGUUAUAACUUAUAUGUGACAUACUCAACAGAGAACAUGUCCUCUGUUGGAGCUUCACAUUCAUCUCGUGUAACAUAUUCAAGUGAUUAGAUCAGAGCUCAUUCUUGUUUCUGAGAGUUUUGCUAUUAUUAGCAACGUAAUUGAAGUGAACAACAUUUUGUUACAAA